UCAUGGCAGUGCUACUAUGCUGGUAACUGGGGUAGGGAAAUUUACUGAAUUGGGAAGGCUCAGGGCUAGCGCCGAUUCAAAAGACACGGAGAAACGGAAGAAUAAAACCCACUUGCAGGUGCUUUUAAAGGAGGUUGCUACCUUCAUGGGUGCUGUCGGAUUCAUGGUUGCUGCCAUUGUUGCAUAUGUUGUUUGGAUCAGAGGCUUCUUUACUGGUGAUAGUUCAAAUGGAAGUCGUGAACCUGGAAGUACACUUGAAGAAGUCAUUCGAAUUAGUAUUAUUGCAGUCGCCAUUUUUGUCGUUUCAUUACCUGAAGUGCUUCCUUUAGCUUUCAACAUAAGCCGUCUCAGCUCAAUGAAAAAGAUGAAGGCAGACAACAUCUCGGUGCGGAGGCCAGCUGUAUGUGAAACCAUGGCCUUAUGCACUGAUGUAGUCUGUGACAUGACUGGAAUUACUUUGGCCAACGUGGUAAUUUUUUAUUACAGCUUGAAAGUUCCGUAUUAUGAUUAUGGGCGAGUAAUCACAACAAGAAAACCAUUCAAGAAGUUAAAACCUUGAGGAUAGUUUUCGCAA
This is a messenger RNA of Rosa chinensis, 574 nucleotides long. RefSeq names its product calcium-transporting ATPase 10, plasma membrane-type-like. Lineage: Eukaryota; Viridiplantae; Streptophyta; Magnoliopsida; Rosales; Rosaceae. The record is from RefSeq and is a predicted model, not a curated record. The transcript has 7 exons. Gene Ontology annotation, molecular function: P-type calcium transporter activity. Gene Ontology annotation, cellular component: intracellular membrane-bounded organelle. The coding region runs from base 17 to 559 and encodes 180 amino acids.